Humulus lupulus (European hop) is the source of this 2133-nucleotide messenger RNA. RefSeq names its product protein NRT1/ PTR FAMILY 6.3. Bases 113 to 1888 code for a protein of 591 amino acids. The record is from RefSeq and is a predicted model, not a curated record. Gene Ontology annotation, molecular function: nitrate transmembrane transporter activity. Gene Ontology annotation, biological process: oligopeptide transport; response to nitrate; transmembrane transport. Gene Ontology annotation, cellular component: membrane. NCBI's taxonomy places the organism in Eukaryota, Viridiplantae, Streptophyta, Magnoliopsida, Rosales, Cannabaceae. The transcript has 4 exons.
UUCUCAAACUCUAGAUCUCUCUCAUAUAUAUUCUCUUAUCUCUACGACUCUCUGCGUAUACAAAUCUCUGCCAUAUAUAAUAAGCUCUGUCAUAAAAUAAUAACCAGGAGACAUGACCACUGAUCUUGGCCAUCUCCCCCAAACACAGGGGAAAACCCUCCCAGAUUCUUGGGACUACAAAGGCCGCCCCGCCGAGCGCUUCAGAUCCGGCGGAUGGACCUCCGCCGCCAUGAUUUUAGGUGUAGAGGCAUGUGAAAGAUUGACAACGUUAGGUAUCGCCGUGAACUUGGUGACUUACUUGACUGGAACCAUGCACUUGGGCAAUGCUACCUCCGCCAACACCGUCACCAACUUCCUCGGCACCUCCUUCAUGCUCUGCUUGUUCGGCGGUUUCGUCGCCGAUACCUUCCUUGGCCGCUACCUCACCAUUGCCAUCUUCGCCACCGUUCAAGCAGCCGGUGUGACAAUACUAACCAUAUCGACCCUAAUUCCGAGCCUACGACCACCAAAAUGCACGCCGGGCGCCGGCUCCUGCAUCCCCGCAACUGGCAUGCAGCUAACGGUUCUUCACAUAGCGCUGUAUUUGACCGCCCUCGGCACCGGUGGUCUGAAAUCUAGUGUCUCCGGGUUCGGGUCUGACCAGUUCGACGAGACUGAUAAGGAAGAGAGAAGCCUAAUGACCAGCUUCUUCAACUGGUUCUUCUUCUUCAUAAGCAUAGGCUCACUCCUCGCUGUGAGUGUUUUGGUAUACAUUCAAGACAACGUGGGAAGACAGUGGGGUUACGGUAUAUGCGCUUUUGCCAUAGUUUUUGGCUUGGUUGUGUUCUUGUCCGGAACUAGGCGUUACCGGUUCAAGAAGCUUGUCGGAAGCCCCUUGACUCAGAUAGCCACCGUCGUCGUCGCCGCCUGGAACAAUCGGAGGCUGGAGUUGCCGUCUGACCCGUCGUUGCUCUAUAACGUCGAUGACAUUGCAGAUGGAAACAAAAAGAAGAAGGUCAAGCUCCCUCAUUCAAAGCAAUUCAGUUGCUUGGACAAAGCAGCAAUCAACAGGCCAGAAGUAGCCCCAAACAUGUUAAACAAGUGGAAUCUUGUAACCCUAACAGAUGUGGAAGAAGUGAAAUUGUUGAUUCGAAUGCUGCCAAUUUGGGCCACCACCAUAAUGUUUUGGAGUGUGCACGCCCAAAUGGCAACUUUCUCAGUAUCCCAAGCAGAAACCAUGGACCGCCAUAUGGGCAAGUCCUUCCAAAUCCCUCCUGCUGCAAUGACAGUGUUCUUCGUUGGAGGCACUCUCUUGACUGUCCCCGUAUACGACCGACUCAUAGUCCCAAUCGCAAGAAAGGUUCUCAAAAACCCUCAAGGCCUCACCCCUCUGCAACGCAUCGGCGUUGGUCUAGUCCUCUCGGUCGUAGGCAUGGUCACAGCAGCCUUGAACGAGAUCAAGCGCCUCGACGUGGCCAGGCAGCAUGGUCUCACCGACAAUCCAAAGGCUGAGAUUCCCUUGAGCGUUUUCUGGCUGGUCCCCCAAUUCUUCAUUGUGGGAGCUGGUGAGGCCUUCACUUACAUUGGUCAACUUGACUUUUUUCUCAGGGAGUGCCCUAAAGGGAUGAAGACUAUGAGCACUGGACUGUUUUUGAGUACACUGUCACUAGGGUUUUUCUUUAGCUCUGUAUUGGUGUCUAUAGUCCAUAUGGUGACUGGUGAGAAGAAUCCUUGGCUGGCUGAUAAUCUCAACCAGGGUAAGCUCUAUGAUUUUUACUGGUUGAUUGCUAUUUUGAGUGCUUUGAACGUGGUGAUCUAUUUGGUGUGUGCCAAGUGGUACGUAUACAAGGACAAGAGGCUUGCCGAUGAGGGUAUCGAAUUGGAUGAAGUUGGUGUCGUUUUUCAUUAAUAAAUUGUUUGGUUUUGAAAAGAAAAAAAAAAGUCCAAAGUGGGAUUAAGAAAAAAGAAAAAAAAAUGUCAAAAUUAAUCAUGAUCACUUUCUUGGUGAUUAAUUGAUGAUGUCAUGUUCGUCAAUGUAACAAAGUUUUUUAUAUAUAUAUAUAUGAAGUUUGUAAUAUAGGUGAAGCCUUCUUAAUUAUAUGUAUAAAAAGAAUUGCAAAGGUAAUAAUAAAAGUUUCAAAUUUUUGGCUUGUA